AGGAUGGGUGGGGGGAGCCGCAAGCGCGGGACGUCGGCUCAGCGUGUCCCAUCACGGCCUGGCAGCCAGCUCUUGCUCUUUGCAACAGGCAACCAAGCAGUCCGAUGUAAACGCCGCCGCCGACCCAUCACCACUCUGCCGCGCACGGCGGCGGCAACCCAUCACCGCUUGAUGUCUAUCUACACUUCGUAAACAAGCACCAUGCACGCAUCCACCAUCACCAUCACACUGCUGGCCGCGGUGCUCCUGGUUGUCCUACCGGACAUCCAAGCAGCUCCGGCUGGCAUACAGAUCGGUCGCCGACCUUCGUACCCUCGGGGUAACCGGCCGAAUACCACGCACACAUCACAAAAGCAGCCGCCGCCGCUCACCUUCGGUGCCAUCUUUCCUGAGACGGCUCUGACCAGUACGCAGAGACGGUACCACCUCAAGCUUCAAGACGGUCUGAACGCCCUGACGAAAGGUCGUGCAGCCAGCAACAUGCAGUUUCCCCACAAGUUCUCCAUCCAGACGAUGGCUGUUCGGAUGGCUCUGCACCCGACACCCAGGGAGAUCCUGAACCGGAUCUGCGACGAUCUACUCAAGGCUGACGUGUCGGCAGUGCUCUACCUCACCAACGCGGUCGACUUCGGGUCAAACGCAGCUUCCGUGCAGUAUCUUCUGCAGUUGCUAGGAUAUUUAGGGUUGCCGGUCAUCGCGUGGAAUGCUGACAACAUCGGUUUGGAUCAGCGCGUAUCAUCUCAAGCAAGCGUCCUCCAGCUGGCUCCGUCCCUGGAACACCAAGUGUCCGCCGCCUUCGCGGUCCUCCUGCGUUACGGCUGGUUCCAGUUCGGCAUCGUCACCACCCAGCUGGGCGGACACGAGGACUUUGUUAGGGCCGUCCGCAACAAGCAACACGACGUAAGACCUCGGAGUCGAUUCGUCAUCCUGACCGUGAAGACCCUGAGGGGUCGGACUCGGGACGAGCUACGCGCCGAGCUCGAACCCCUGGCGACGGGCGAGGCCCGGGUCCUGCUCUUGUUCGCCGGCAAGGAUGAAGCCCGCGACGUGUUUGCCGCGGCGCACGACGUCCACAUCACCGGGCGCAACUUCAUCUGGAUUGUGACGCAGAGUGUGAUCGGUGCCGUGCCUUCCUUAGCUCCGCCGGAGUUUCCCGCUGGUCUCAUAGGAAUUCACUACAACACGACGUUGAACAAGCUGUUUGAUGAGAUCGAGCGUGCGGUGCUCGUCUUUGGUCACGGGCUAGAGCUUCAUGUGAAUGACCCAGCUAACGCCAACAUCAGCCUGGACCCUGGCUUACGCUGCAACGACACCAGACGCGCUCACUGGCAACACGGGGAGCGCUUCUACAAGUACCUGAGGAACGUAUCCAUAGAAACCAAAGGAGGACCUAACAUAGAAUUCCUUCCCGACGGAACCCUGAAGUACGUCGAGUUGGACGUACUCAAUUUAGGCAAAGAUGGAUUCUGGGAACGGAUUGGCGGCUGGACAGAAAGCGGCCUGGAGAUCAAGGACAUCGUCUGGCCCGGAGGAGCUCUCGUCCCUCCUAAAGGAGUGCCCGAAAAAUUCAACCUCAAGGUGACGUUCCUGGACGAACGUCCCUUUGUGAGCAUCGGCCAACCUGACAACGAAACCGGAGAAUGCGAAAGCAGCCGAGCCGUCAAAUGCAGGGUUGCUCCUGAGUCCGCCAUGGCCGGGAUGAACGAGAGCAUGGCGAAGAAGAACACGACCAUCUACAAAUGCUGCAUGGGCUUCUGCAUCGACCUUCUCCAUAAGUUCGCUCAGGACCUUGGAUUCACCUACGACAUCUACAGGGUAGAAGACGGUCAUUGGGGCGUCAUGAAUAACGGCACCUGGAACGGGUUGAUUGCGGAACUGCUGGAGCACCACGCUGACAUCGUGGUAACAUCCAUCAAAAUCAAUAGGGAGAGGCAGACUGCAGCCGAUUUCACGGUUCCUUUUCUUGAGACUGGCAUCGCUAUAGUGGUCGCCAAACGAACCGGCAUCAUCUCACCAAAGGCUUUCUUGGAGCCUUUUGACACCGUGUCGUGGCUACUGAUCCUUCUUGUAAGCAUCCAAGUGGCCGCCUUCUCAAUCUUUGUCUUCGAGUGGCUCAGUCCCUCCGGAUAUGACAUGCAUAUCACACCUCCCAGAGAGCACCGUUUCUCGCUGUUCCGCACUUACUGGCUGGUCUGGGCGAUCUUGUUUGGCGCUGCCGUGGACGUGGACUGUCCCCGAGGCUAUACGUCGCGAUUUAUGUCCAACGUGUGGGCUAUGUUCGCUGUCGUCUUCCUGGCCAUCUACACAGCCAACCUGGCUGCCUUCAUGAUUACCCGAGAAGAGUAUUACAACUUGAUUGGCAUCGAAGACUUCAGGCUUCAAAAUCCAACCCGAAUAGAGCCUCCUUUCCGGUUCGGAACGAUUCCUCAUGGGAACACGGAGGCGGUGCUCAAGAUCAACAAGCCCCGGCUUUAUAACUACAUGAGAAAAUUCAACCGUUCUACUGUCAUAGAAGGUAUCCGGGCUGUUAAAACUGGGGAAUUGGACGCCUUCGUAUACGAUGCCACCGUGCUCGACUACUUGGUUGGGCAGGACGACGAGUGCCGACUGCUCACUGUGGGUUCCUGGUAUGCGAUGACGGGUUACGGUUUCGCCCUGCCCAAAGGUUCAAAGUACCUGAAGAUGUUCAAUAAGCAGAUGAUCGAGUACCGCGAGAAAGGGGACCUGGAGCGUCUGCAACGAUUCUGGCUCCAAGGGGCUUGUAAGCCGGACAAGCCCAAAAGGAACGCGAGCAAUCCCCUUGAUGCCGACCAGUUCAUGAGCGCUUUCUUGCUCCUGGGCUGCGGUGUCCUGCUCACGCUCGCCUUGCUCGUCAUGGAGCACAUUUACUUCAGAUAUAUACGGAAACAGAUCACUGGCAACGCACGGUGUCUAGCCCUCGUCUCUUUGAGCAUGGGCAAGUCCUUGAGCUUCCGGGAUGCUGUGAACGAGGCGCGGGACAUGCUGAAGCAGCAUCACCGCUGUCGAGAUCCCGUCUGCGAUGCUCAGCUGUGGAGGAUGAAGCACGAGCUGGAACUGGCCAGACACAGAGUGCGACAUCUUGAAGGCCAGCUUCGCGUCAGGGUAGGGCCUGAAGAGCUUCUACGGCCCAGAGACCUGACACGUAACCAAGUCACAUCCAACGAACUGACGCGAGCACCGUCGCCCCGUCGCCCAGCACCGGCGCCGUUCCAGCGGGAGAUCACAGAGAAGGAGACCGUCUUAUGAUGGUCCACCUACCAUACAAGGCAUCGCCUCAUCUAUCCAUGCCCACAUCUAUAUCGUAGUAUACAUAGAGGAUUAGGA
Ornithodoros turicata is the source of this 3345-nucleotide messenger RNA. It is a transcript of the gene Nmdar2, whose product is annotated as glutamate receptor ionotropic, NMDA 2B-like. The transcript has 15 exons. NCBI's taxonomy places the organism in Eukaryota, Metazoa, Arthropoda, Arachnida, Ixodida, Argasidae. Gene Ontology annotation, cellular component: plasma membrane. Gene Ontology annotation, molecular function: NMDA glutamate receptor activity. The coding region runs from base 202 to 3267 and encodes 1021 amino acids. Gene Ontology annotation, biological process: monoatomic ion transport. The record is from RefSeq and is a predicted model, not a curated record.